Metopolophium dirhodum (rose-grain aphid) is the source of this 1764-nucleotide messenger RNA. Its product is annotated as tigger transposable element-derived protein 4-like. Lineage: Eukaryota; Metazoa; Arthropoda; Insecta; Hemiptera; Aphididae. The coding region runs from base 1 to 1764 and encodes 587 amino acids. The record is from RefSeq and is a predicted model, not a curated record. Gene Ontology annotation, molecular function: DNA binding. The transcript has 3 exons. Gene Ontology annotation, cellular component: nucleus.
AUGGCUAGUGGUAUAAAACGUAAAGCGCUAACGAUUUCGGACAAACUCAACAUUUUGAAAAAGUACGAUGAAGGAUUGGCUGAGAAAAAAAAACAAAAAGAUAUUGCUAAUGAACUGGGGAUACCUCCUUCCACUUUAAGAACUUUAUUGAAAAACAGACAUGAAAUAGAACAAAGCAGCUUGUUAGGUGGCAGCAAACGACAAAAAUUAAAACACGGGAAGUAUGAAGAGUUGGAAAAUAUUUUAUUGGAGUGGUUUCAACAAGCUCGUAGUUUAAAUUAUCCAAUAAAUGGAGGUAUAAUCACGGAAAAGGCGAUGGAGAUUGCCGCACGUCUCAACUUAACCGAAUUUAGUGGAUCGACUGGUUGGCUGGAUAGAUUUCGGAGUAGGCAUAGCAUUGUGUACCGGCAAAUAUCAGGUGAGGCUGAAUCUGUUAAUAAUGAUGAUAUAGCUUCAUGGAAAAAUAACGUGUUGCCUUCAUUACUGCGUGACUAUGCUCCUGACGAUGUAUACAACGCUGAUGAAUUCGGAUUGUUUUUUAAGCUUAUGCCAGAUAAGUCUUUUGUUUUUAAAAAUGAGACAUGCCAUGGUGGAAAGUUGAGCAAGGAACGUCUCACGGUUUUAGUAUGUACAAAUUCUACCGGAACCCAUAAAUUGAAGUUGGUCGUCAUUGGAAAAAGUAGGUCUCCUCGCUGUUUCAAAAAUGUUCGUACGUUUCCAUGUGAAUACCUUGCUCAAAGUCGUGCUUGGAUGACAGGAAUACUAUUCAUAAACUGGAUUCAACAGCUAGAUGCAUUUUUCGGUAAACAAAAGAGAAAAAUUAUUCUAUUCGUCGACAAUUGUCCGGCUCACCCUAAAGAUAUCCCUACUACCAAUAUAAAACUUGUUUUCUUUCCACCAAAUACUACAUCUAAGUUACAACCCCUAGAUCAGGGUAUCAUUAAAGUGAUAAAACAAAAGUACCGAAAAAAGUUAGUUCAGCGGUACUUGAGAGACAUGGAGAGUACCAACCAAAUUUCAACUAAAGUUAACGUUUUGGACUCCAUACAUUACGUUAGUGCCGCUUGGGAUGAAAUUAAACCAGAUGUAAUAAUAAACUGUUUUCGGAAAGCUGCAUUUGGUAUGUUGAACAACUCUGAACAGGCUGAUAGCUCACCUUUAAAAGAAGAGGACUUUCAGCUUCUGCAAAAUUUUGCUGAUUAUGCAACAGUAGAUGAUGAACUCGUAACCAGUAGCACUCGGACUUUAGAUGAAAUAAUCGCUGAUACGAACUUAGUGGACAAUGAGAAAGAAGACGACGAUCAAGAAGAAGAAGAUCAAGACUUUCCAGUAUCUACUCCUACAAUAACUACUGGUUUGCAACAUUUAUCGGAAAUUCGGAAAGUAUUAUUCUGUGUUGAAAAUUCCGAAGAAAUAGUGGAAAAAACUAUUGAGAACACAAUGUAUUUAAGGUGUACAGAACACCAUUGUAAAAGCCGAAUGAUAAUUAAAAGCGAAUCUAUUACUAAAGGGCCGUCAGAUCAUUCACACGUGGCUGAUGCAAGUAAACUUCAUGCAAGGAUUGUAGUGGCAAAUAUGAAAAACGAAGCUAUUCACACACAACAGUUACUACAACAAAUAAUAAGUGCUACACAAAUACCAGCUGGAGUGGUGGGAGCAAUGCCAUCACAUCACAUCAUCCAUCCAUCUGGAAAUUUAUUGAAUGCCUUCAAAGACAACAGAAUUUGGAGGAAAUUAAAUAUGAGUAGUAUCAAUCUGGAAUAA